Messenger RNA from Babesia bigemina, 411 nucleotides. RefSeq lists its product as hypothetical. Lineage: Eukaryota; Apicomplexa; Aconoidasida; Piroplasmida; Babesiidae. The transcript has 3 exons. The record is from RefSeq and is a predicted model, not a curated record. Gene Ontology annotation, cellular component: myosin II complex. Gene Ontology annotation, molecular function: calcium ion binding. The coding region runs from base 1 to 411 and encodes 136 amino acids.
AUGGCGACUGAUGCGAGCGCGGCGCCGCUACAGACGCUUUUCAGGUCCUAUUCGGGCGGCAAGAGCGUCAUGAACUCCAGCAACGUCGACGAGCUGGUGCGCGAAUUGGGGUUCGCGCCAUCCAUGAAGGAGCUGGAAACUUUCAAGCACAAGGUCGGGGCGACAUGCAGCGUCGACCAGGUACAGGAGCUCGUUAGCACCCUGGACCACCCGGAGGACACUGCGGAGAACUUCCUCAUGUUCUUCAAGUUCUACGACCCCAACAACACCGGCACCAUCAGCAGGGCGACGCUCGAGAAGCUGCUCGCAAACGUCGGCGAGCCGCUCAGCCAGAGCGAGCUGCAGGCCUUCUUCAGCAAGACCUGCGAUUUCGGGGACCAGGUGCCAUACGAAAAGCUCAUCAGAACGUAA